Brassica oleracea var. oleracea is the source of this 1709-nucleotide messenger RNA. RefSeq names its product DNA-directed RNA polymerases I and III subunit rpac1. Gene Ontology annotation, cellular component: RNA polymerase I complex; RNA polymerase III complex. Lineage: Eukaryota; Viridiplantae; Streptophyta; Magnoliopsida; Brassicales; Brassicaceae. Gene Ontology annotation, biological process: DNA-templated transcription. The transcript is spliced from 9 exons. Bases 269 to 1468 code for a protein of 399 amino acids. The record is from RefSeq and is a predicted model, not a curated record. Gene Ontology annotation, molecular function: protein dimerization activity.
GUGUCGAUAAACCUAGCUAACUUCUUCCCCCUCCUUUGUCGCUCUUCGAUUCUCAUCUCACAGACCGCCGUUUUAACCUUUUUCGAGUUUUGCCUACUGUUUUUUUGUUGGUUAGAAACGGGAAAACAAAUAAAGAAGAGCCGAAGAAUUAUAAAAAACAAGAGAUUGGUCAGAACCCAGACUAGAAGAAGGCAUCUAGAAGCCGCAAAUUCAUCUCCCACUCCUCAUUGAAACCCUAAAACUUCGGAAUUGCACACUCUCAGAACAGAUGACUACCAAAGGAGAAAAGAGGAUAGUGAGCGAAGAAGACAAGAUAUUCGCCAAGAAUUUCAACAUAAUGGAUCACCCCGACAUCCCUACCGGACUUCCUCCGCAUCUGCAACUCCAGCGAACUCGUGUCCUCUGUAAAAACGACGCUCCUAUUCAUACGGCGAGUGUCAGUUACUCGGGUGCCUAUAACGCCGUGGGAGUGGACAACAGUGUGAAACUUGAAAACUUCUCUGAGAAUUUCAAAGUUGAUGUCAUUGAAAUUUCAAAAGAUGGCAUGGAAUUGACAUUUGAUAUGAUCGGUAUAGAUGCAGCAAUCGCCAAUGCCUUCAGAAGGAUCCUUCUAGCUGAGCUUCCUACGAUGGCUUUUGAAAAAGUGUUUAUAGCAAACAACACAUCUAUUGUUCAAGAUGAAGUUCUUGCUCAGAGGAUGGGUCUUGUUCCUAUUGCUGCAGACCCCAAGCUCUUCGAGUACUUAUCUGAGAACGACCAGCCAAAUGAAAAGAACACCAUUGUCUUCAAACUCCAUGCGAAAUGUGCAAAAGGUGAAGGACGUAAGAAAGUUUUGACGGAGCAAUUGAUUUGGUUACCUAAUGGAAGUGAGUUGGUUAAAGAAUCAGGAGAUUCGAACUCAAAGCCUAAAACUUACACUUCCUUCAGCCGCAGCCAAAAAGAGUCCUUCCCGGAAUUCGCUGAUAAUCCUAUCACUCCGAGCUAUCCUGACAUACUGAUCGCAAAGCUCGGCCCUGGUCACGAGAUUGAGCUGGAGGCUCAUGCGGUUAAGGGCAUUGGUAAAACACAUGCAAAGUGGUCACCGGUAGCCACGGCUUGGUAUCGAAUGCUUCCUGAGGUUAUUCUACUAGGGGAAGUUGAGGAUGAAGAUGCUGAACGACUCGUAAAAGCCUGCCCGGAGAAUGUUUUUGACAUUGAAGACAUGGGCAAUGGUAGGAAGAGGGCAACAGUAGCACGGCCACGUGAUUGCACGUUGUGUAGGCAAUGCGUGAGGCAAAAUUAUGGAGAGGAAGUAAACAAAGGAGUAGAAGAAAAAGAAUGGAUAGAGAAUGUGUCUCUUCGACGUGUCAAGAACCAUUUUAUAUUUAAGAUUGAGUCUACUGGAUCAUUGCCUCCGGAUGUUCUCUUCACUGAAGCUGUCAAGAUAUUGGAAGAUAAAUGUGAACGUGUUAUCGCUAACCUCUCCUGAAAGAAGAUUGAUUGGUUUAGUACUUUAGUUCUCUACUGGCAUGGUUCCGGUUUAGUUCGGUUUUGGGUUUUGCAUCAAAUCUUCUCCUUGAUUUCAAUACUAAGAACAUUGAAAUGUUCAUGUUGCAUCAGUUCGUUUGAGUCUAACUAGGUUCACCAAAUUGAAACUUUGUUUCGGUUUUCUACGAGCUUAUGUAGAAUUGAACCGUUAAAUUCAGAACGAUAUAAAUUUCUUGCUCCAA